UAUAUGCUUCCUUUUGGUUACAUCAUUAGAAAUCACUCUGUAAAUUUCCAUUGUUAUGCGGAUGAUACACAAUUGUAUUUAUCAAUGAAGCCAGAAGAAAGUAAUCAAUUAACUAAACUUCAUAACUGCCUGAAAGACAUAAAAAUCUGGAUGAGCACCAAUUUCCUUAUGUUAAAUUCAGACAAAACUGAAGUUAUUGUUCUUGGCCCCAAACAACUCAGAGACUCUUUAUCUGAUGACAUAGUUUCUCUAGAUCGCAUUGCUCUGGCCUCUAGCACUACCGUAAGAAACCUCGGAGUAACAUUCAAUCAAGAUUUGUCUUUUAAUUCUCAUUUAAAACAAAUCUCACGGACUGCAUUUUUUCAUCUGCAUAAUAUUGCAAAAAUUAGGCCUAUCCUGACCCGAAAAGAUGCAGAAAAAUUGGUCCACGCUUUUGUUACCUCUAGGCUGGAUUACUGUAACUCCCUAUUAUCAGGUAGCUCUAAUAAGUCUCUAAAAACUCUCCAGCUAAUUCAGAAUGCAGCUGCACGUGUACUGACAGGAACUAAGAAACGAGACCAUAUUUCUCCUGUUUUAGCUUCUCUGCACUGGCUCCCGGUAAAAUCCAGAAUUGAAUUUAAAAUCCUGCUGUUAACUUAUAAAGCUCUACAUGGUCAGGCACCGUCAUAUCUUAGAGAGCUCAUAGUGCCAUAUUAUCCCACCAGAACACUGCGCUCUGAGAAUGCAGGGUUACUCGUGGUCCCUAAAGUCUCCAAAAGUAGAUCAGGAGCCAGAGCCUUCAGCUAUCAGGCUCCUCUCCUGUGGAAUCAUCUUCCUGUUGCAGUCCGGGAGGCAGACACCAUCUCCACAUUUGAGACUAGACUUAAGACUUUCCUCUUUGAUAAAGCUUAUAGUUAG
This is a messenger RNA of Epinephelus moara (kelp grouper), 897 nucleotides long. RefSeq lists its product as uncharacterized. The record is from RefSeq and is a predicted model, not a curated record. The transcript has a single exon. Lineage: Eukaryota; Metazoa; Chordata; Actinopteri; Perciformes; Serranidae. The annotation marks the transcript as partial.